Messenger RNA from Salvelinus sp. IW2-2015, 1136 nucleotides. Its product is annotated as SH3 domain-binding glutamic acid-rich-like protein 3. The record is from RefSeq and is a predicted model, not a curated record. NCBI's taxonomy places the organism in Eukaryota, Metazoa, Chordata, Actinopteri, Salmoniformes, Salmonidae. Gene Ontology annotation, cellular component: cytoplasm.
CCUUUCAGCAGCGGGAGGCGAUUGAUCGUAGUCUUCGGCAAGAGAGCUAUUCGKGGUUCGUGUGACAACACAAAGGGAUAUCGAGAAUCGCAAUCAUGGGCGUCAAAUUGUAUUAUACCACCGUUACUGCAUCCAGAGAGGUGAAGUCUCAGCAGGCGGAGGUGAUGAGGAUCCUGGACAGUAAGAGCAUCCAGUACGAGCUGAUUGACAUCUCAGUGGGCGGGGAGGUCAGGGACGAGAUGAGAAGCAAGMCAGGGAACCCCACGGCUGUCCCGCCACAGAUCUUCAAUGAGGACCAGUACUGUGGGAACUAUGAGAUGUUUUCUGACUCAGUGGAGGAGGACAAAGUGGAGCAGUUUCUGAAGAUGGCGUGAUGAGGAAGAGUCGUGUGUCGUUGUCGUCCCGUCCCCCCCAGGGAGGCUCGUUGACUACCCCUCUGCCGCACUGGCGGUGCCCGCCCUCUUUCUCAAUGCCAUGAUGAAUGCCAAAUACAACCAACCAAUCAAAAGGCACACGCACACCUUCCCACCCCACCCCGCUGGACUUACCUAACCACUGUUGAAAUGAUUGUGUAUGUUUUAUACGGCACUUAUUAUGUUCUCCCCYUUUCUUUCGUCACUGUUUCCCUUUUUGAUCCUUUCUGGUCAAGAUCUGGGUUCAAAUACUUUCAAAUCACUUUAAAUGCUUAAGUGGUACUUUUUUGAAGCUUUCCUGUAGCAAUUGAACCAAUAGAAAUGUCAAAAAAAGGCAAACACCACCCACCUGCCACUCCAUGCAGACAAAAGCAAAUGCUUAAAUAUUUGUAUUUGGAAUAGUAUUUGAACCCAGGCUUGCCUGGUCCAAUGUGUUCAUGUCACUAAUCAGUCCGAGUCUGGUCUGUGGGAUCAAUGGAGCUGCCUAAUCUAGAUGUGUGGUAAUUAGGUCAAAUAAUCUGGGCUGUACAUGUUACCAAUGUAGGUCCACUAAUCAAGAGGCUAACAUUCACCAGGAAUCGAUCUUGGCAUGAAAUGACCCUUUUAUUCCCUAUAUUGACCUGGUCAAAUGUAGUGCACUACYGCUGCGUUUACAUAGGCAGCCCAAUUCUGAUAUUUUUUUUCACUCAUUCUAUUUUUGACCAAUCACGUCAGAUCUUUCCA